CGAUGUGCUUCCUGUGUAGAAAUGACCAGUUUUUGUUUAAUUUCAUUUAAGCUGUUAAAUGUUUUCAGUCAGUACUAUUGAUUUUUCAAUUCUACCAGCACCGUUAUCAGCAAAAUGUUGUUUUAGUGAUGAGUUAAUUAUCUCGCAGACACGUUACAUCAGCAUUAGUGUUUGGCAUUACUUUUUUGCAUUACUACCACGCGAGGUGGCAACUUCGUUCGCGCUGGUUUUUCCUUCGACACCAGAUGUCAGCGCAGUCUCGAGCCGGGAGGAAGUGCCGCGCUCCAGCGCUUCCUGUGGAAGAGCGCGCCCGUAUGCCAGCCGGGAGCGCGCUUCCCGGGGAAGAGCGCGCACUCCUCAGUUCCAGCGUUAGGAGGAGGAGUAGUGGGGGGGAGGAAAAACAUGUAAAGAUGGCGGAGUUGCAGAUGCUUUUGGAAGAGGAAAUUCCAGCAGGUCGGAGGGCUUUACUGGACAGCUUCACCAACCUGGAGCGGGUUGCGGAGUACUGCGAAAGCAACUACAUCCAGUCGCCAGACAAGCAGAGGGCCCUAGAGGAGACCAAGAACUACACCACCCAGUCGCUGGCCAGCGUGGCCUACCUCAUCAACACCUUGGCCAACAACGUGCUGCAGAUGCUGGACAUCCAGGCCUCGCAGCUACGCCGCAUGGAGUCCUCCAUCAACCACAUCUCGCAGACGGUGGACAUCCAUAAGGAGAAGGUCGCCCGGCGAGAGAUUGGCAUCCUGACCACCAAUAAGAACACCUCCCGCACACACAAAAUCAUUGCUCCGGCCAAUCCUGAGAGGCCAGUGCGCUACAUCCGGAAACCAGUCGACUUCAACAUACUGGAUGACAUCGGCCAUGGAGUGAAGUGGUUGCUUAGGUUCAAGGUGAACACUCAGAACAUGAAGAUGGGCGGUCUCCCUCGCACAAACCCGCCCGCCCAGAAGCCCCCAAGCCCACCUGUGUCAGGAAAGGCCACCGUUGGGCGGCACUCCCCCUAUAGGACGCUCGAGCCGGUGCGCCCACCUGUGGUUCCUAACGACUAUGUUGCCAGCCCCACACGCACCCUGGCGUCCGCACAGCACCCGAGCCCCGUGCGCACGGCGUCUGUUAACCAGAGGAACCGCACGUACAGCAGUGGCAGCAGCGGGGGCAGCCACCCGAGCAGCCGCAGCAGCAGCCGUGAGAACAGCGGCAGUGGCAGCGUGGGCGUGCCCAUGGCUGUGCCCACCCCCUCUCCGCCCAGUGCCUUCCCAGGCCCCGCUGCCCAGUUCUACAGCAUGAACCGGCCGGUGUCGCGGCAUGGCACCCCCGCGGUGGGGGGGUCCCUGCCGUACCGCCGGCCCCCAUCUGCUACGGGCCAGCCCGGCCUCCCCCAGAACCAAGUCAAUGGGGGGCCCUACUUCAACCAGAGCCAAGGCUCGCUCGCUCCCCCUCCCCCCUCCAUCUUGCAGAUCACUCCACAGCUCCCCCUGGUGGGCUUCGUGGCUCGGGUUCAGGAGACCAUCUCAGACGCGCCUCCUCCACCGCCUCCUUCCAAUGAGCCGGCAUCUGAGCAGUCGCCCCCACCACCGCCGCCUCCUGAGGAGUACGAGGAGGAGUCGGCUGUGGUGGAGUACAGCGACCCCUACGCGGAGGAAGACCCGCCGUGGGCCCCCCGCACUUACCUGGAGAAAGUGGUGGCCAUCUACGACUACAUGAAGGACAAGGAGGACGAGCUCUCCUUCCAGGAGGGAGCCAUAAUCUACGUGAUCAAGAAGAACGAUGACGGCUGGUACGAGGGCGUGAUGAGCGGAACCACAGGACUCUUCCCUGGGAACUACGUGGAGUCCAUCAUGCACUAUGCAGAGUGACCUGUAGAUGGCGUGGGAAUCCAUCCAAAACGGCGUAUACAUAAUGGAUCGAUGUGGGCCGCCAUCGCUGCUGGGAAGGGGUGGGGUGCUUAUUUGAACAGGGGUUCGAAUUUUAAUGUGAUGGAGGGGUGUAUAUUUUAAAGAUGAAGGUUAGUGAUUUCAGCAACAUAACAUGAAGGACGGUUGUAAAAAGCCAUUGUAUUUACAUGUGCUGAAGUGGAUCUUUGUGGAUAUGGCCAAACUAUCACCUCUUGUUACGGCGGAAAAGGCAAACCUCCGGCAUAUUUUUAAUCAAUAGCUCGGCAUUCAUCAUCUAAAGCUUGGCUGGCAGGCAGCCCAUGGUGGGGCUUGACCGAUGUCUUGGCCUGGUGCAUUGUGGGAAGGCUGGACACAAAUUAUGAUAAUGAGACGGGAGAGCCUAUCCGUGUCCAGCAGCCGAGAAGCGGCCAAUCCUCACUCAUAUGCAGUACUACAUUUGUAAAGAUAACCUUUUAUCUAUAUUUUUUUAUUCAUUAUUUUUCCUCUUCUGUUCUGUUGUUUAGUAGAUCUGAUCUCAGAGCUAGUGGCUUUUGAGAUACUGUGUAUGUAGGGUUACAUAAACUGCAUGCUCAAAUAAAAUCUUUAAAUAAUUUAUAUACAUUUCACCAUGUUUAUUUUGUUUUUAAAUAGGCUUUUCUGUCUUGCUCAUGUCCUGUAUCGUGUGUCUGUAUGGCAGAUGUCAAACUUUUUACUUGGUGGGAUGUGAGUGUGGUGCCGUGUGUCUCCGUGCGUCUGUGUGCGUGUCUCCGUGUGCGUGCGUUUGCAUGUGCGUUUCGCACUUUAAAAAUGCUGACCAGUGUUUUUGUCCCAGUGAAAAACCUUUUGUUGGCUUUUACUUCAUGUUCACAUAAACACCGAAACACUAACGGGUAUUUCAGCUUUUAAACACAAACACGCACGCCGAACAUAGUGAUCUUUUUGAGUCAUUGCUCAGCUUCACCAUUUGCUUGUGAAUUUGCGUCUGGACUCAGAAGAGUUUUACAUAAAAUCGGUUCCGCUUCUUGCGGGGAGCUUAUGUAAACGCCAGCCACUGUAAGCGUACCCUUGGGUGUCUGCAAUAAUUCUGAAAUGCCUAAUUUUAUAUGUUUCUGAUUAACAAAAGCACAUGGUUUUAUAGACAGGACCGAUUUUACUAAAUCGGCGAUGUAUUUAAAAAAAAAUAAAUAAAAAUUGUUUCAAUACUCUGAUGGAAAGAGGCGAAUCAGCGCCACCCAGUGUUGGACGAUAGGAAAGCAGCAGGGAAAAGGGGCCAACGCGGUUCAGGAUCUUGUUCACUGGGAGCACGGAUGAUGGGGGGGGAGGGGGUAUGCAGAGACUGAGACACUAGUGUUCGGCUCCAGGUGCAAAGCUCUUGGUUGGCUUGCUCAGCUGUAAAGGUGUGACCUUGGUGUUUGUGUUCGUUGUUUCUAUGAGUGACCCCGUACUCCAUGUCUCGCAUGUUCUGUCGCUCUGCCCCCGCUGCCGUCUGCAGGGGAGCGACCAAAGCCCCACCCUGAAAGUGGAUGCCACAGGCACGUGGCAUAAUGAGUGUGGACAUGUGACCCCCGACUGAACCGUCAUAGGCACAUGAACCAAUAUAUUGAGACGUAUACAAUAAAAAUGAACAUUGGAAAUAUA
Paramormyrops kingsleyae is the source of this 3512-nucleotide messenger RNA. Its product is annotated as abl interactor 2-like. Lineage: Eukaryota; Metazoa; Chordata; Actinopteri; Osteoglossiformes; Mormyridae. The record is from RefSeq and is a predicted model, not a curated record. Gene Ontology annotation, biological process: neuron migration. Gene Ontology annotation, cellular component: actin-based cell projection; lamellipodium; SCAR complex. Gene Ontology annotation, molecular function: SH3 domain binding; signaling adaptor activity.